UUAUGUGUAAACCUUGGCUUCCCUUUACAAAAUUUGCUAGAAUAAAACCUUAACACGACCUGACUUAACUAGCAAAUUCUUUAGUUUGACUAUUAAAAUUCCUUCUUUAAUGGCAAAAACCUUUUAGGGAAAGCAAAGAAACUAAAUAAUAUAAUUUAAAGUUACAUGUUUUGAAAAAUAAAUGAACAGAAAACAGAAAACUUAACAGCUUUUUUGAUUGGAUUUUAUCCAAUAUACAAAAAUAUUUAAAAUUAUGAAAAACAAAAAAUCACAUUGGCUUUGUGAUUUACCCCAAGAAAAUCAAUCACUCUCCAUAACUUCCCAACGAAAAUCACAACUCAACAAUAUAUAUUAUAUAAUAUCAUCCUACAAAGCCCCCGAAAUGGACUGUGAUAGCUCAACCUUAGAGGACCAACGAGAGCGUAUGGAUAAUGCCAUUUUGACCGCCAUGGAGGAUCUGGAUCGGGAUUAUCUACGCAAGCUGCAGAUCGAGAUGCAUGCCUGUGCCUCUGCUUGUUGUGCGGAUGUGGAUGCUAAUGCAGAGGCGGUAGAGCGCUGUGUGGACCGCUGCCAGAUCCGCUUGACUCGUGCCCGCUGCUUCGUCCAGCAGGGCAUGUCCGACUUUGAGAACAAGCUGGAGAAGUGCAUUCAACAGUGUCGAGUCCAUGGAUCUGAUUAUCAUUUGGAGCGCUGUACCAACAACUGUGUGGACAGUCAUGUGGGAUUGCUGCCAGAAAUGCUUAGAGCUAUGCGUGAUACCCUAGAAAAGGGAGUUUAGGAGGGGCUACUAUGGGGUGCCUAGUAAAACAGAGAAGUCUUUCCUAAGCUUUUAUGAAUUUUUGUGGUUAAAAUUUAAUAAAAUUUCAACACAAAAUGUAAACUGAUUGAAGAUUUGCCAUCUUUAAAAUCAAUUUCCCAUAUUAGCAACCUAAUCCGAAGUCCUAAAACCCAAUUAAAUGCCAAUUAAUUCCUAAACAGCUUAUCUAUUAAUGACAAACGGCAAUUAGGGCCGCCUAACACCGGUCGCUAAACGGUCUGGGAAAUGCUUAUUGAUUUGUUUACUAAUCUAAUCGAUUAUGCUGCAAUUUUUGGUGACCCAAAAACAUGCUUUUUAUAAAGCAAUUACCAGCCCCAUCAGCUCCGAAAAAAAUGAAUCAGCCAUACUGAUAGAAGGCAAUACAAAUUAUUCAUAGCAAACAUGUCCGUACAGGCUAGGCUGUGUGAUUUAUUCAGAAACAUACGGCCAAACGUGCCGCAUGUAAAUGCUCCCAAUUGAUACGACAAUAGCAAUAAUCUCUUCGACACGGACAAUGUGGCACACUUUCAGGCUAAGGAGCAGCAACAAAGUUUGGGCCUCAAAUGAGGCCCCCACAAUUGCCGUCGAAGAACCCAGAAAACGCUACACAAGGAACCAAGGAGGUCUGUCUGUUUCAAAUUGGAUCAAAACAAGAGAAAGAAAGAAGAAAGUUCACAAUAUUAGUAGGAAAAAACCAUCUACGAGCUGUCCAUCAAAUGGAACUCUGUAAUCACAGCCAAUUGAAAUAGUUUCGAAGGGAAAUUGACCUGCAUUGCUGACCAUCUGCUAGGGCAUGGCAUAGGCCGAAAAGUUUGCCAAUCGAUAGGUUAAUAAUGCUAUUUGGAUAAUUAUCGAUAAUAUGAAUAUGUUAUCAUAUAUUUUGAUGAGGUAAAGUAUGUGAUUUAUAAAUGAAAUUUAAACAAAUGCU
Messenger RNA from Drosophila eugracilis, 1724 nucleotides. RefSeq names its product protein FAM136A. Lineage: Eukaryota; Metazoa; Arthropoda; Insecta; Diptera; Drosophilidae. Bases 254 to 778 code for a protein of 174 amino acids. The record is from RefSeq and is a predicted model, not a curated record. Gene Ontology annotation, cellular component: cytoplasm. The transcript has a single exon.